AUGUCGAACCUCGCCUCCGCCGUUUUCGCCGGUGCCGUAGGGGCUGCGGCGGCACACUACUUCCUGUCGGCCGGCGCGCGCAAGCGGCCGCGCCUCGAGCCCGUGUCGACUUCGCACGCCUCGCCGGCGGCCGGGCACUACUCGCAGGCCGUCAAGAAUGGAGGCGAGGUCUUUGUGUCUGGUCUCUUGCCUAUCAUGCCCGAUGGGACCAAGCUGUCGGGAAACACGUUCGAGGCGCAGGCGACUCAGGUGCUGAGAAAUCUCGAGGCGAUUCUGCACGAGGCUGGCAGCGGCCUCGACCGCCUCAUCCAGGUCCGCGUCUACAUCACGGACGUGAAAAACUGGGGAUUGUUCAACGAGAUGUACGCAAACAAGCUGGGUGCGCACAGACCUGCGCGUUGCGUGGUCCCCGUUCCCGAGCUGCACUUCGGGCUCCUGCUCGAGGUGGAGGCGGUGGCAGCGCUCUAA
This is a messenger RNA of Emiliania huxleyi CCMP1516, 468 nucleotides long. Its product is annotated as Endoribonuclease L-PSP. The transcript has a single exon. Gene Ontology annotation, cellular component: cytosol; mitochondrion. Bases 1 to 468 code for a protein of 155 amino acids. NCBI's taxonomy places the organism in Eukaryota, Haptophyta, Isochrysidales, Noelaerhabdaceae. The record is from RefSeq and is a predicted model, not a curated record. Gene Ontology annotation, molecular function: deaminase activity.